AUGUCAUUAACAAACGUCUACCAUGUGCGUCGUGUCGCGGAUACAUCUGCAAAAGCAUGUUUGAUUUGCUACAAACCAUCCACCAGUGUGAUGAUCACACCCGAUAACAAGGAUUUCUUCUACGUGUGCCCCGCACAUUUGCAAGACAAGCAUUUCUGCUCUCCGAUCAUCGACACAGAGGGCCAAGCAAAACGUCUUAAGGAAGAGCAAAUGGCUAAGGAGAUUGAAAAGGUAAAAAAGGAGUACGAAGAAAAACAACGCCGAAAAAAAGAGCGCGAGAAGGCGUCUAGCAAGGACAAUAAAGAGGAGAAAGAUAAGGGCAAAGAUGAGCCUAAAGACAAAGACACAUCUGAGUUAAGCUCCAACGAUGAAAAAGACAGAGAUGAUAAGAUUGCUUCUAUCCAGAAAGGGUCUGGGACAGAGACAAAGUCAGAUGAUUCGCCUCGAAUUUUCUCUUUACACAAGAAUUUCUAUCAAAUGCGCAUCGACCGGCUACGCAACAUUGAAAUAGCAAAACGCAACCAGGAAAGAUUAAGGCAACCCACACUGUUUCCCUCUGUGCCGUCAGGAAAUCCUUAG
Messenger RNA from Penicillium robsamsonii, 579 nucleotides. Its product is annotated as AAA-ATPase Vps4-associated 1 family protein. Gene Ontology annotation, cellular component: endosome. Bases 1 to 579 code for a protein of 192 amino acids. Gene Ontology annotation, biological process: vacuolar transport. The transcript has 4 exons. NCBI's taxonomy places the organism in Eukaryota, Fungi, Ascomycota, Eurotiomycetes, Eurotiales, Aspergillaceae. The record is from RefSeq and is a predicted model, not a curated record.